GCCGAUACGUUAAUGAAUAGUAUACAUAGAGGAAUAUCACCACUAUAUGCCAAGAUCUAAGGUUGACUUGAUCGGGAUGGCUCUCGGUGCUGAGAAGUACCUAGUAAGAAACGCUCCACUGGAGAUUAUGAGAACGAAUCAAUGUCGUCAAUGAGUUCAAACCUAGCGCACCUGUCUAUAAUAGAGUACGGUGCAAGCUCAGCCUCUCACAUCAGCACCGACAAUACGAUGCGGCGAAGGGCCUGACCACCGUCAGCAUCGCUCGGCUUCCAAGAGUGGUAAGGCUGUCAGAUUGAGGCACGGUCUGCCGUUAUCCGACGGCAAUAAUAAGAUACGCUGAUGCCCUUCUUUGACCCGCAGUAGCGACCCGAGAGCCUGCUACCUACCCAAAUCUCCCCAAGAUGGAAAAGAGUGCUACUGAGAGCCUCCUGGCCGAGAACCGCAAUGAGAAACUAACAUCUGCACCGGAGCUGCGCGAAUAUCGACCUGUCUACUGGCUUCGUUUGGUCCUACGAAUACUGUCCUUGUUAACUUGCGCAUUAAUUUGCUUCAGCCUGAUCGAUGCCAUCCGCAACUAUCGAAGUACCAAACAUGUCAGAAACCCGUUCCACGAGGGUAGCGGGAGCCUUCCCGUUUGGCCCGAGAAAGAAGGGCUGAAAUUGUAUCCGACGUAUGUCUUGUUGGGCGCGGCAAUUGUUGCAGGCGCAUUGAGCUUUGUUCUGGUUAUCGCAAGCUUCACUAAAGUCGUACGAAGGAUGACGAAGGUGGGUAAUAUUAGCACAAUAGUCGUGUCGUCGAUUUGUCUCGUGCUGUGGGUUGCGGUGACUGCAUACUAUGGCACUUGGGACACGUCCGAGACCAACUGGGAUCUGCUAUCGUGGACAUGUACUCAUCGUAACUACGAGUAUCAGGACAUCGACUUCAGCGAGACGUGCACAGCGAUGCGAUUUUCAUUCUGGGCUGGUGUUGGUCUGGCUGGAUUGGAGGCACUAAAUCUGGGCAUCUUCGUGAUUUGGUGGCUACGAACGCGCGGAUCCCGUGAAUAUUCGAAGGUAUGAAGCGGUUAUGGUAGGAGCUCCGAAGAGAAAGCGCAAAGACCCGGAACGGACCGAGUCUCAAGUAGCGUCUACGCGUUACGUCAUACACGUGGGCCUGAGAAUACAUCAACCUCAAUGCCGA
Molecule: messenger RNA, 1179 nt
Organism: Boeremia exigua
Lineage: Eukaryota; Fungi; Ascomycota; Dothideomycetes; Pleosporales; Didymellaceae
Exons: 4
Coding region: 402-1058 (218 amino acids)
Source: RefSeq, a predicted model, not a curated record